UACAGGUCUUCUUCUUCCCCCACUUUCGAUUCCAAAUCACACCCCAAAUCCGAAUCCCUAAUUGGCCUCGCCAGCCUUGAAAUUCAAAUCGAAACCAUAUUCGAACAUCGUUGAUUUCACAAUUAAAACUAAAAUGAAAAUUUAUAAUUGAUCGCAAUUAUUAAGGAAUAUGUUAUGUUCAAUUAAUCAGUUAUUGUUUUGAUACAGAGGUGGUGGAGGCGUAUAUGAUAAUUGGAAUUGAAGUAUAGUUUUUCAUUGUUGGGGAUUUGAUGUGAGUUUCGAUUUGGGGAUUGGGAUUUUUUCUUGGGGGAUAUGGUUAGAGAUGGCUCGUGGGGACGGGUACGUGGUUCCGGCGGACCCGCAGGCCUUGGUUGUGGUGAAGAAGAAGAACCCGCAGUCGUCUCGGAGUUGGGCUUUGGUGGAUUGCAGCGGCGAGUCCACCGUCCUCGAUGUCGACAAGUACGCCAUUAUGCACCGAGUUCAGAUUCACGCACGUGAUCUUCGUAUACUUGACCCUUUGCUCUCUUACCCUUCAACUAUUCUUGGCCGUGAGAAGGCCAUUGUUCUUAACUUGGAGCAUAUCAAAGCAAUAAUCACUGCUGAGGAGGUUUUGCUUCGAGAUCCGUCUGAUGAAAAUGUUGUACCUGUUGUUGAAGAGCUUCAGAGGAGAUUGCCUCUCGUGAAUGCCAUAGGUGAUGAUCAAAGAGAUGGGAGAGAGUAUGGUGGUGGUAAUCAUGAUAUGGAUGCUGGUGAAGAAGAUGAGUCUCCAUUUGAAUUUCGGGCCUUGGAGGUUGCUUUGGAAGCUAUAUGUAGUUUUCUUGCUGCACGCACAACGGAAUUGGAGACUGCUGCUUAUCCUGCUUUAGACGAGCUUACCUCUAAGAUUAGCAGCCGCAACUUGGAUAGGGUUCGUAAACUGAAGAGUGCAAUGACUAGGUUGACAGCUCGGGUUCAAAAGGUGAGGGAUGAGCUUGAACAACUACUUGAUGAUGAUGAUGAUAUGGCUGAUCUGUACUUGUCAAGAAAGAUAGUGGCUGGUGCAUCUUCACCUAUUAGUGGCUCGGGUCCUGCUAAUUGGUAUCCUACCUCUCCUACUAUAGGCUCAAAGAUAUCAAGAGCUAGUAGAGCAAGUAUUGCAACAGUUCGUGGGGAUGAAAAUGAUGUUGAGGAACUUGAAAUGUUACUUGAGGCUUAUUUUAUGCAAAUUGAUGGCACAUUGAACAAAUUAACCACGCUGCGAGAAUAUAUCGAUGAUACAGAGGAUUACAUUAACAUCCAGCUUGAUAAUCAUAGAAAUCAGCUUAUUCAGUUAGAACUCCUCCUCAGUUCUGGAACUGUAUGUUUGUCUAUAUAUUCUCUGGUAGCUGGAAUAUUUGGCAUGAAUAUUCCGUACACAUGGAAUGACAACCACGGAUACAUGUUCAAAUGGGUUGUCAUUGUGACAGGAAUAGUUUGCGCCUUUACGUUCCUUCUAAUAAUUACGUAUGCUCGGCACAAAGGUUUGGUUGGAUCCUGAAUUUAGUUCAACACCAUAGGUGCUCCCUCCUAUUCGAGCAAUUUGGCUUCCUUAUAUUGGAGAUGGAAUACUGCAGCUGAUUUAUCUCAAUGAUAUAAAGCUGGUUUACAUAAAUUGUCAAACAACCUAAUUUAUUUCAGGAUUGUUCUUAACACAAACUUAAAACACAGUUUACAGAAUUAUAGCAUUAUCAUUUUCAGUCAAUCAACUUUUUUUGUUUCUUUCUUUGUCAUGUCGAAUUUUAUACCUUUUUGUUCUCUUCAAAUAUUAAGAUCUUGUGUACAUCUUUUGGCUUCUGUAGCGAUUUAGGGCCAGUUUGGUAUAGCUGUGUUGUUAGAAAAAACAAUUGUAGUGCUGUGGAAAAAAACAGUCGCAUAUGUGUUGUUGUGGUGAAAAACUAUUAAGUGUUUGGUAAAUUAUGGAUUUUGAAA
Messenger RNA from Humulus lupulus (European hop), 1947 nucleotides. RefSeq names its product magnesium transporter MRS2-2. The coding region runs from base 323 to 1516 and encodes 397 amino acids. NCBI's taxonomy places the organism in Eukaryota, Viridiplantae, Streptophyta, Magnoliopsida, Rosales, Cannabaceae. Gene Ontology annotation, molecular function: magnesium ion transmembrane transporter activity. The record is from RefSeq and is a predicted model, not a curated record. Gene Ontology annotation, cellular component: membrane. The transcript is spliced from 11 exons. Gene Ontology annotation, biological process: transmembrane transport; magnesium ion transport.